AUGCUCGGGAACCAUUGGGAUCGCGAUCGGAGGCACCGCUGGCGACGGUACCGCACGCGCUGGCGUCUAUGGCUACUCUCUCAUCGCCGCCUUCUCCUAGUAGUCGCCUCGUGUCUACUUCUAUUUGUUGUCUUAAAGCUAUGGCAAUCCUUCCUGUCUUACCGUCGCCGCCAAGCUUGGAACGCUCCCGAACUUCCACCACACCAGAUCCAAGCCUUCACCUCGAGUUUGUGGCUCGAGACGCAGCAAUUCAAGCCCAAUACUCGUGGGAUUGUGCUACCAUUAUUUGAUGACAUCGCUCUACUGGGCUUCUCUUUAAUCCUGGAGCUUCGACGUCUCCAAGUUCGCCUCCCCGUGGAAAUUCCUCACUGCGGAGAUUUGAGUCAAAACCUGCAGAAAAAGAUGCAAAAUCAGGACUCAUCCGUGACAUUCUACGACGUCUGUGAACGCGCUACUAAUGCAGCAAUCGAGCAGCGUCAACUCUUCUGUGUAGAUCUAGAUCACUGCCACCACAAGUUCCGCAGCUUCGACAUCAAAGUACUGGCGGUAGUAUACUCGCAAUUCCAGGAAAUCAUGCUACUAGACGCAGACACGCUCUUCUUCCAGAAUCCCAUGACACUAUGGGACACAGUCAAGUACAAGAGCACAGGAACACUUUUCUUUAACGACCGUAUCAGCUACGAGUUGUCGUAUCUGGCCAAGCGAACGUCCUCUGAUAAUAUUGGUGCAUUGCAUCAAUUUCUCGCGGACUUUGACGUCUCUCUGUAUAGGAAUUUCGGUACUUUAGACACAAAACCGAGACCUCAGAUACCAAGGCACUACAUGGAUCUAGAUUUUAGUUUCCAACCGAGCGAAUUUCUCGUAAACUCGCACGUUUGGGCACUUCGUAGUGGCCACCAAAUGGACUCGUCGCUGAUGUUGUGGAACAAGGCACGACAGCCACGAGCGACGGUCAUUCUGGCGUCUUUUGUGUCGCUAAACGGACUACGAAUGGCCCCGUCCUAUGGCGAUAAAGAGCUCUAUUGGCUGGCGUGUGAGUUGGCGGAGACUACGUACGAAUUCUCAGACUAUGCUGUGGGCUCUGUCGGCUGGGGGCUACUAGCUGAAGGGCGACACAACGAUGGAGUUUUGUGUGGAGACGCACUGCAGCAUUACCCGGUGCGGAAGAAUUCUGCUGUGGGACUGGAAGCAGAUGCUGAGCCGCUGUAUAUGAACAGUGAUAAUAUCUUGGAGUGGGGUCGAGACUCUCGACGACUGUACCGCACGGCUGCUCGACCUGCAGCGUUCUAUCCAGGGUCGUUUACGGAACGGAAGCUGCUUCAGACCUGUCCAUUCGACGUGACGAUCUUGGAACUCGCGCCGUUGGAAGCGGUGUUACUAGCGCAGAGACAGCAACUUUACGAUGAGGUGGCGGGAUGGAUUGAUGAGUCUGGAAGAAAGUGA
Molecule: messenger RNA, 1443 nt
Organism: Phytophthora infestans T30-4
Lineage: Eukaryota; Oomycota; Peronosporomycetes; Peronosporales; Peronosporaceae
Exons: 1
Coding region: 1-1443 (480 amino acids)
Biological process (GO): protein O-linked glycosylation
Cellular component (GO): Golgi apparatus
Molecular function (GO): alpha-1,3-mannosyltransferase activity
Source: RefSeq, a predicted model, not a curated record